Messenger RNA from Phaedon cochleariae (mustard beetle), 1389 nucleotides. The record is from the annotation of a GenBank genome assembly. NCBI's taxonomy places the organism in Eukaryota, Metazoa, Arthropoda, Insecta, Coleoptera, Chrysomelidae.
AUGGGUAAAAGAGCUCAAAUCAUUGUCGAUAAGGCAUUACGACUCAAGGAGGAUAACCAGUCCGAACCGAAAAGACUGAAACUCAACCAAUGUAAUGAAGAACCAUGUGGAUCUGGUCAUCCACAGAAUACCACUUCUAAAGAAGUAGAUUCAUCAGGUGCAAACAUUCAGAACUUUGAGAAUAAAAAAACGAACAACCAGAUCAUUCAAGUUCCGAAUCUUGAAGACCCAACUAUCACCGAAUCAAGUCAGAAUAUAAUAAUCAAGGAAAUUCUUGUGUUCAAAAGUCCAAUCGAAAAAAUUCAGAUUCCUAGGCUAUGUUCAUCAGGGAUACACACUGAUGAAAACAAGGAGAAUGAAUUGAGAAAUAAACAUUCACCUCUGAAUUUGAAAGUGAUAGUUGAAGGAGUUCCUAUUAUUGACGAAUUCAAUGAAGGCAUCGUAAUUUCUCAUCCAAUUAGCCCAGGAACGAACAUUAUGAAUACAGAACAUAAAGAACCAGAAAACUUGGAGUUUCAAUGCCAGAACAAUGAAGACUUACUUGAAGAAAUUGCGAUUCCUGAUGAGGACUCACUUGAAGAAAUGGUUAUUGAUAAUAAUUACAAUAAUUACGAAUUAAAUAACAUUGAACAGGAAAUACAAAACGAAGAUUCCGAUGAUAGUAUGAAAGACCGAGACUAUAUUCCUGAUUCGGAAAGUGUUAGUAGUUUAGAGGAAGGAGAAGUUGACUUGCUAUUUGAUGAAGAGGAGAUUGAGAGGAAGCAGAAAUUAAAGCAAGAAAAGGAAAAUUGGAAAGGACGUUCCAAGAAAGGACGGAAUAAUAAAUAUCCUGGACAAACUUUCGCCACAAGAAAGAAAUUGAAAGAUGCCAAUAAGACUCACUACACUGUCAAAGGAAAAUUGAAAGAAGCCAAACAAUUCAUCGACUACAAAUGCAGCUGUCUGAAAAAAUGCAGUGAAAAAUUAUCAGGAGAUGAAAAAGGAAUAUAUUUCAAAAAUUUUUAUGAUUUAGCAUCAUACGAUUUGCAAACUAGUUAUAUCGCAGCAACAGUCAAAGAAAUGCCUAUUAAGAGAAAACGAGCUAAAAAUGGUCCAGGUAAAUCUUAUACUAGAGUCUAUAUGCUUGGAAAGGUUGAAGUUUGCCGGGAUACUUAUAUAAACACUUAUCAGAUAUCUACUAAGAGAGUAAAUACUGCAUUAGAAAAAAAACGUAGCUCCCACAUAAAAGAUGAGCGAGGAAAAUCUGGAGGUAAGAAGAAAGUUGAUGAAGAAAUAAUAAAUCUAAUCAUCAAUCAUAUAAAGAAAUUUCCAACCUAUGUUUCUCAUUACUCUCGAUCAGAAACUGAGGCGAAAUUCUUGCCUUACGACCUUACUGAGAGUAAAAUGUAG